UAUAAUAAAUACACGACAUAUUAAUAAAGCCACGCGAUGCUAUAUUUUGGUUUACUUAAAUAUCCCAACUUGGAAAUCGAUCAAAGAAGAAAAGCCAAAAACAAGUAAAGCAUAGCAGGCCAAGAAAGGAGACACUGUAAGCUGUAAAGCAGCCCCAUUUUCCUCUUCUUCUAUUUUGUUCUCUUUCUUCUUCCAUUUUGUCCCUUCUUUUCCUCUCGUUUCUCAAAUUCUUUCCCCCUUUUUUUUUUUUUUUCAGUGAUGACCAUCACCAAGAUCAUCCGCGAUGUGGCUAUGACUCAUGAGCUUACAAACCCCAGUAUUUAAUGUCCCUUUUCGCUUCUUGCGAAUUAAUAAUCAAGAGGUGGGGUUUUAAAAUAUUGCUCAUUCAGUCAUUCUUGAAGAAAUUCACGGGUCUUCCAUGAACAGGGAAUCGGUGCGGAGAGAGAGGGAGGCGAGAACGAUUCUGUGUUUUCUGAGGGAACAAAUGGACGUCGCGGAUGAGGAGAGAGGUAGGAAAAGGUCUCUAAAAGAACGGCUGGGAUUGACAGGGAUGGGUUGCUGUGGGGCCACCUGGGGUUUCCGGCCAACGACGAUAAGCGUUCUAGACGACGACGAAAUUGAAGAACAACAACAACAAGAAGAGCAUCAUUUGGAUCCGACGGCAAACAACCCGGGUCCGAUUUGCUCGGAUCCAGAUCCUCCGGGUCCGAGCAUGAAUCUGGCGGCGGCUUUGGCCGCGGAGCGGCAAUUACGGACGUCGAACGACAACGAGAGGGGUAAUACCGGCGACGAAACGACAGGAAGUAGAACAAGGGGAAGUACGGCGCCGGGGACGCCAAUGAGGGUGUCGUUGAUGAGAUUGCUGGAGGAAACGGACGGUCGAGAUGCAAUGACGGAGCGGAGUGGGGCCGGGGGAGGUGUCGGGAGUUGUGAUUCGGUGUGCUGCGUGUGCAUGGGAAGGAAAAAGGGUGCGGCAUUCAUCCCAUGUGGGCACACCUUUUGCAGAGUGUGUUCGAGGGAGUUGUGGUUGAAUCGAGGUGCUUGUCCCCUCUGCAACCGUCCGAUCCUCGAGAUCCUCGACAUUUUCUAAGAAUUUAUCACCAUCGCCUUGAUGUGAUGAACGAUGAUAAAUGAUGAUGAUGAUCUCGAUUUUCGUGGCCAAACUGGUAUUUGGAGGAAGCAACUGAACGGGUCGGAGGAAUGAGUUUUCAAUUUUCAUGUAAGAAAAAUUCAAUCUUUAAUUUGUUUUUCAUAAAUGUAAAAUACGAUUUCCCUGAAUUU
Messenger RNA from Morus notabilis, 1281 nucleotides. RefSeq lists its product as uncharacterized. NCBI's taxonomy places the organism in Eukaryota, Viridiplantae, Streptophyta, Magnoliopsida, Rosales, Moraceae. The record is from RefSeq and is a predicted model, not a curated record. The transcript is spliced from 2 exons. Bases 419 to 1090 code for a protein of 223 amino acids.